AUGAAGGGCCUACGCCUCAAGGCUCCUCCAGUCCGAAUCUUCAUCCUUGGCGCCCGUGCCGAGUCUUCCCUCCCUCGCGAAGUGUGGCUUCAGUUACAAAACAUCUUCCCGCGCGCAUUGCUGCACCUAAUCUUCAUCGGCCCCGAGAGCAUGACCAACCGCGAUUCUGAGUUCCCGCUGCCCGAGCGCACACCUGAGAAUCCCUUCGGCGCCAUCGUGGAAGAUCGCCUGGGCGGCCAGAUGAAGAUCAGCACAUAUGUCGACUACUUCCACACCAUGUACAAGGCACAGUAUUUCCAGCCGUUCGAUCCCUACCUCGACUGCAUCGUGCUUUUCCACCCUGGCCUGGGUCAUCCCGCUAGUUCGCACGAGUGGGAGGAGACGCUGCCCCAAUUGCUGGAGACUAAAGUUCCCAUUUUGUGCACGGGUUAUACGCAGUUCGAUAUGGAGCGCGAUAUCAACUGGGUCCAUGAGAAAUGUGCUGGCGAGUUUGAUAUGCUUCUGGAACCGGGCGAGAAUAUCUUCCGCAGUCUGCGCUGGGAUCUGAAUGACCUCGAUCCCCAUGAUAUCUCGUGUGGGAACUGGGGAUUGUGGGCUUUCCGAGGAAAGAGGUAUGUUUUCUUGCGGGUUGUGUGA
Molecule: messenger RNA, 636 nt
Organism: Penicillium riverlandense
Lineage: Eukaryota; Fungi; Ascomycota; Eurotiomycetes; Eurotiales; Aspergillaceae
Exons: 1
Coding region: 1-636 (211 amino acids)
Biological process (GO): mitochondrial respiratory chain complex IV assembly
Cellular component (GO): extrinsic component of mitochondrial inner membrane
Source: RefSeq, a predicted model, not a curated record